This is a messenger RNA of Serpula lacrymans var. lacrymans S7.9, 920 nucleotides long. RefSeq lists its product as uncharacterized. Lineage: Eukaryota; Fungi; Basidiomycota; Agaricomycetes; Boletales; Serpulaceae. The record is from RefSeq and is a predicted model, not a curated record. The transcript is spliced from 4 exons. The coding region runs from base 26 to 628 and encodes 200 amino acids.
UACCACGACUUACGACGAAACUGACAUGCCCCAUCUAUCUUCGACGCCCCAGAAAACGAUCUUCCUCAACUCUCUCCGUUCUCGUGCGCGUUCUCCGAAGCCCUCGUCACGGUCGCUGUUCAAAGCGGAUACUGCUUCAGCUUCAACACCGGCACUCUGGCCCCUCCCACUCUCUGCUCCGCACCUGGCCGACCCACAGAGCUCGCCGUCGUCACUUGCACACAAGGCAAGCACCAUCCGCUUGCCGUUCGUGACGAAGGCAAAGUCAAAUCACACCGCCGUUGUCAUUGAGGAACAUGAUCCUUCUCAACCUCACAUCGUGUACAAGGAUCCUGGCAAGAGCAGGGUGUCGCUUUCAUCUAUUAGCAGCCAUACCCGCAGUAAAAAGAAGAAACUGGUCAUAAGUGGUAUUGGGUUCAAUGAUUCAAGGAGACUAGAGGCCGCCACGAGGUGGUGUCAGUCGUUUGGUGAAGUCGACCAAAUUACUAGAAUGCCUAAUGGUGAUUUACAUGUAAAUUUUCGCAAGGCUGAAGUCGCAGACACUGUUUGUCGUGUCCGCGCUAAAGUACAUAUUGCCAGUGUCGGAAGUGUAUACCUGUCAUGGUUUUCUGGAAACAAACGACCCUAAAAAAAUCAAAUACAUACCAACUUUACCCAUCAUCACCCUUUGUAAGUGUACUAUGCAUCCGCACUUUACACCCGCAUUUAAUCGCCACUACCUCUGCCGACGAGUCUGGCACUAAUUUGACAUAUGCACAUAUCUAUGACGACUGUUUGUACCGACCCCUACUAUGUGUACGUGUUCUAGCGCUAUGUCCCUGUCCUGUUUGUGCUUAAUCAUGCUCUCAUGGGCAGGACGACUUUCUAUGACCCUAUUCCAUUUUAUUCUCGCAAUGACUAUUUUACAAAACCCUGCAUAU